Molecule: messenger RNA, 531 nt
Organism: Lodderomyces pseudojiufengensis
Lineage: Eukaryota; Fungi; Ascomycota; Pichiomycetes; Serinales; Debaryomycetaceae
Product: RNA-binding protein
Exons: 1
Coding region: 1-531 (176 amino acids)
Biological process (GO): tRNA 5'-leader removal
Cellular component (GO): ribonuclease P complex
Molecular function (GO): ribonuclease P RNA binding
Source: RefSeq, a predicted model, not a curated record
AUGGUCAGAGUAAAACACAGAUACAUUUUAUUCGAAAUACUAUAUCCACCGAUUCAAAAGAACACAUCUAGAGAAGAGAUAGAAGAUUAUGUUACAUCUGAGCAAAAUGUACUUCUAACAUUACACAAAUCAUCUCCAUCAAAUAUCAACUACAAAACGAUUCUUCAUGCAAUAAGAAAGUCACUACAGGAAAAUUAUGGAGAUAUAGGAUCGGGUUCAGCUGGGAUGUUGAUGACGGUUAAAUACUUUUCUAAUAAAACGUCAACAGGGAUAAUUCGAUGUGGUAGAUCACAAUUUGAAACAAUAAUUGGAGCUAUGUGCAUGAUCAAUAAUAUUGAUGGCCUUGAUGUCACGUUAAGUUGUAUUCACGUUAGUGGAACUAUAAAAAAGUGUGAAGAGUUCAGUAUAAAAAGCACUAGGCGAUUGAUUGAUAAGGUGGGAAGGUCUAAAGUCAAAGAUAUUGAUGUUUUUCUAAGAGACAUUAGUGGAUUGAAUGAGGAUCAGGAAGAAGAAGUUGUAAUAGAUGAGUGA